Ruditapes philippinarum (Manila clam) is the source of this 2144-nucleotide messenger RNA. Its product is annotated as transcription initiation factor TFIID subunit 1-like. The annotation marks the transcript as partial. Lineage: Eukaryota; Metazoa; Mollusca; Bivalvia; Venerida; Veneridae. The transcript is spliced from 7 exons. Gene Ontology annotation, biological process: transcription by RNA polymerase II; RNA polymerase II preinitiation complex assembly. Gene Ontology annotation, cellular component: transcription factor TFIID complex. Gene Ontology annotation, molecular function: RNA polymerase II general transcription initiation factor binding; histone acetyltransferase activity; RNA polymerase II general transcription initiation factor activity. The record is from RefSeq and is a predicted model, not a curated record.
AAAAUUCAAAGUCAUCAGUAUCAGAGUAAGGAAGGUUUUAUUGGUGAUAUACAGCUAAUCUUAGACAAUAGUAUCAGAUAUAACGGCAAGGACCAUGCCUUUACAACUACAGCAAAGAAAAUGUUAGAUGUUUGUAUGUCUGCCAUUCAGGAGAAUGAGGAGACAAUCACACAGUUGGAGAAAGAUAUUCGAGCAGCUCAGGAGGCAGCACUGGAGGCCGCAGAGUCUGAGAGUGUUGUCACUGGUACAUCUAUUACACAUGAUGACUACACUCAAGGUUUGGACAAUGAGUCUCUAGAUGGCUACAGUACUACUAAAGAAGGUGUAACAAUAAAGGAAUAUACUGAGAUGGAUGAUUCUAAUGCUGGGGUUACACAAGAUUCACAGCCAUACUUCCAGGGAGUCAGUAUGUCUGACUCUGAUUUUGUGGAUAUUGAAGGAGAUGAGGAUUCUUUUAGCAGGAAAAAGUUAAAGAGGGAAGUGAAACAAGAGGAUGGAGAUGGUGACCUGGAUGAAACACCAGACAGAAUGGAGGCAGAAAAUGAUAUCCUUGGUAAAUUGAGUGAUGAUUCGGAUGAUGAAAAGAAUACCCAGGAUGAUGUAGAACAACAAGGGUACACAUACAUGGAUGAUGACCAAAGUUAUAUGGAAGCUGCUAACUCACAACAAUAUCAGGUACAACCACCACAGAUUGAUGAUGAGAACAGCUUUGAUCCGUCCGAGUUUUUCCGUCACAGUGCUCUUGCUAGUCAAGCAGCGGCAGUGGAAGAACAGAAUCAAUUUGAUGACCAACAGGAAACCAUGGAUACUGAUCUCAACAAUGACCUUGAGAUAUCCGAGUCAGAGAGUGAGAAUGAAGGUCAGGGAGACACACAGGGAGAUGACUCUAACGAGGGUUUUGAUAUUGAAGAAUUCCUGCAAUAGAAAUUACAGGUGUUUCAUCUGGAAGUGUAAAAGAAGCUUGUAUAGAGGAUGUAGAACAAAUGUAGAAAAGGAAAUUGAAUGAAAUUCAUGGCAACAGAAUGUGGAACAUGAUAAAAUUUGUCGGAAGAGUUGAGGUUAUAUUGCAUGAGGAUAUGAGGGAAUUAAAUAAGUACAAUGAAUUCAGUAAUAUAUUGUACAAUGCUUCCUAAUUUGUUGAAACAGCUGGUAUUGUUGAUGACUUAGAUGAUUAACUGUGCUCUGAUAAAGUGCUUAUUAUUGAUAGAUUAUUGAUUGAAUAAUUUUGCUCUGGAAGCAAAAAUGCGUUAUUGUGGAAGUAUUUGAUUGAAGGUUUAAAAUUUUUCUAUAAUAUACUGCUGUUUGUAACAGUCUGGAAAUGUGCAGAAUUUGUGACCGUUCUUUUUAAGUGUGAACAGUUCUUUUACCUAAACAGAGAUUGGAAGGUGGUGUUGAGGGACUUGGAAUAUUAGCCAUGAAAGUGUAACUAUUUGUACAUUGGACUGAUAUAAAGAUUUACAAAUAUACGGAUUACACAAAGGUUCAGACAGUUUUUAUCAUAGCAGUGUGCGGAAUAGUGUUUGUCAUGCAGUUCUGAUUGACAUGGUCAGACAAAGGUAAAAACAGUGAUUAUUUAGAGUGAAAAUAAUCAAAUAUAAGUACAAGUAUGUGUUCAAAUUAUUGAAACGGAUCUCAAAGCCAAAAGUUUAUGUCAAUAUAAGCUGGAUUAUUGUUUAAAUUUGCAAUACUCAUUGCAAGUAGCUAUAUAUAUGUAAGAAGUAAAAGUGCCUUCAACUUACUUGGUACAUUUUAAAACUUAACUGUUAGUGCUGAAUAGAAUAUGGUUGAUGAUAAUGUUGAAGUGUCAUGUGUAAAUAAUGAGGUGUCAUGUGUAGAUAGAUAAUGAGGUGUCAUGUGUAGAUAAUGAUGUGUCAUGUGGAACGAGUGCAAAUUAAUCUGUGUUUAUGCUGAAUUAAGUUGUUUUUUUUCCACAUGGAAUUUAGUGACGUAACAUUGGAAUUUAUUUGUCACAUUUGACUAAACUUAUUUUGCAUAACAUUGUUAAGUGUAAAUAAAUCAUGAUGACAAGAUUGUUUUUGAAAUGAAUGUACCAUUGAUUAAUGACUUUAGUUCAUUAAUUGAACAUGUUUAAUUAAUUGUGAUAUAUUCACAUAGAUGAAAAAUAAAGAAAAGUCAUUAAAGAC